Molecule: messenger RNA, 1477 nt
Organism: Acipenser ruthenus (sterlet)
Lineage: Eukaryota; Metazoa; Chordata; Actinopteri; Acipenseriformes; Acipenseridae
Product: ALK and LTK ligand 1-like
Exons: 5
Coding region: 353-823 (156 amino acids)
Biological process (GO): positive regulation of ERK1 and ERK2 cascade; positive regulation of ERK5 cascade
Molecular function (GO): receptor tyrosine kinase binding; receptor signaling protein tyrosine kinase activator activity
Source: RefSeq, a predicted model, not a curated record
CGUUUUUAAAAACAACUAGAACAAAAUAUUCUGGCAUUGUUGCAUAGACUCACUGAUAAUGUGAGGAUAAGUGCAAAGUAAAUCUGAACUAAAGCCUGGAUUGUAGUGUGUUACUUUGAUAAGACCUUUUUCUAAUCCGUAGCUAUAAAUCCGUCCUAGGCUAGGGAGAUGUGAGUUAUGGAAUUAAAUCAGUGCUGUGGGAGGGGAGUUUGUUCAGUCAAUUAGGGUGAAUAGUCAGACCAUGUAAAAAGAAAACAAAAAGAAAAAAAGAAACCAGAUGAAAAGUGUGGAUCAGAAGCAGGAGCUUUAUAUAUAUUUCUGUAUCUUUAUUUGCAUAUGCAGAUAGUAAGCGAUGCAGACUGAAAGGAAAUGGCACAUAGUCCUGGGCAUUAUCUUUCUGCUGGUCACCUCGGGUCAAUGCAUGGACAGCAAGGAAUCUAAGCAGAAAGAAAAGAAAACACUUCUAGAUCUCAUCCUACAGGUCAUUGGGGACAAUCAAGAUGAUUCAAGUGUCUCCCGGCGGUAUGCCGGUGGUAUGUACUCUGUAGAUCAAGACUACAGAUUUUCCUCCAGUGAAAAGACCUUGGUUAUUCCCCGGCCGGACAACAACAGACCAAUAGAAAUUGUCCCAAGAGAUGUGAACUUGAAAGACAAGUUUAUAAAACAUUUCACGGCAGGACCAGUCAAGUUCUCAGCUGAAUGCAGCAAGCAUUUCCGUCGACUCUAUCACAACACAAGGGACUGUUCUAGACCAGCCUAUUACAAAAGGUGUGCAAGAUUGCUAACACGGUUAGCAAUGAGUCCCCUAUGUAUGCAGUCAUAGAAAUCUUGUCCAAGUCAAAUGAAGAUGGAACUCUAAAUUGCCAAGAAAGUGCCUUUGAAUCUUCCCCAAGAUGGUUCUUCAAUGUCAUCUUGGUUACAUUAUUUUUUUUUUGGUUUACAAAACAGUUUUAUUACUGACCACUUUUUAUUUUCAUAUAUUUGAAACAUUCCUUUUUUGUGUUAAUAAAAAAAAGAUAUUUUUUGUAUUCAUAAUAUUACUCCUAGUGUUGAUGCAAGUCAAUUAUUUAUUGAAAUACUAUGUAUAUAAUGAUCUGCAGAGAUAAAAUAUUUCAGUCAUAAGCAGAAGUUCAAGUGGAUUGGCUAGAUAUUUUAUUUCAUUAUACUCAUGCCAUUUUUUUCUGAGAUGCUCGCAUAUUGCACUGAUCUUAAUGCAAGACAACAUGUAACUGACUUAUUCUGAGAACUUAUUCUAUUUCUUUUAAAUUAACUUGCUGGAUAUUAUGAGCUUCGUGAAUAUACAGUUGUAUAUUAUGAAAUGUUGCUGAGACAAAUACCGUGCUUUCAAGAAUAUUUGUAUAGUGUCAUUAAUUAUCAUCAGUUACAUGUGUACUGGCACUUCUGUAAAAGUUUGCAAAUAAUGUAAAUAAUGACAAAGACUGGAAGACUGCAAGUUUUGGAGGAAUAAACAUUAUUA